AUUUUCUACAUAUUGUUAUAUGAGUCAUUUUAAAGAUAUUUUUAUAGGUUUUAAAAUUAUUGUUUUAUAUUCUUGAAGUCACAGAUGAACUCAAAUGAAGCAUUUACUGCACUAAGUCUAGUAUUUCUUCAUGGUUCGUGUAUUAUUAGGAUUUCAGAAGAACACAUUAUACAAAAUGGAUUUAUACUGGACCUAAUUAUGUAUUCCUUAUAACCUUUGGAUUAUAUUUCAGACAGUUUUCCACUGCUCUCUGUACGCUUUAUUAUAUAAUCAUAAAAUAGUGGUUUGUUAGUUCCAAAUAGCCCCCGUUAUGUCAAAGAAUCAAAUAUUUCUUGUCACGUAUAAAAUCAGGUCAUCAACCAAUGGUUCGACUAUGGAAUGUGUCAGAUCAUUGUCAGUUAGCUGAAUUCGGUGGUCAUCAUUUUCGUGUCGUAGCUGUACGUUUCAGCCCGAACGAUCAAUAUUUAGUUAGCGUUGGUAGUCAAGAAGAUCAUACUCUGUAUGUAUGGGAUAGACAGAGUGGACAACGAGUGGCCAGUGCAAAAGUUACAAGUCGGAUCUAUGGAAUUGCUUUCAGUCCAAUGGGACAAUUUUUUGUUACAGUUGGUGUACGUUAUGUUCGUUUUUGGUAUUUAGAAAAUAAACGCAGUAAAAUUCGUGAAACUCUACCACUUCAUGGAAGAAAUGCUAUUUUAGGCGAUAUGUUCAACAGUGUAUUUACUGAUGUAUGCUGUGUUAAUUCGUCUUCGUCGUUGUCUUCUUCUUCGCCUACUUUGUCUUCCUCUAAUCCCGGUUCUACUCAAAUUCAUUCUGCUAAAUUGAAAUCUACAGCAGGAGGCGAAGGAAAAGAUCGUGAAGAUGUAACAAAUAAUAACAGUGGUAAAAUUGCAUCAGCAUCAUCAUCACCGUCUCCAGGUAUCGGCUCUACAACAACAUCAACCACAAUAUCUACUACUUUGACAUUAGUCGUAAAUACAGCUGGUCGUUUAAUACAAUUUAAUGGUCAAAGAGAUCUAGACAAAUGGGUUGAUUUAAAAACUUCUAGAGCAAACUGUAUUUCAACAAGCGGUUCAUGGGUAACUGUUGGUUGUACCACCGGUGUUUGUCUAUUAUUUGAAGCUGAAAGUUUGCAAUUUAUAGCUAAACUUCCUUUACCUCAUUCGUUGGGUUCCAGUUUACAUCUUUUUCCAGAUGUUAUUUCAACUGGGCUGAAUGUAAAUGAACCCAUUUACCCUGAUAUUAUUGCAAUUAAAUUGGAUUGCAUACGUAAUCGUAUAAUUUGUUUUUAUAAUGAUCAUAGCAUUCAUAUAUGGGAUAUACAUGACUUAACAACAAUCAAUAAACGUCGAUCGCAUUAUUACCAUAGUCGAGGUAUUUGGUCAGUGGAUUGUUUACCGGAACAAUGGCGACAGAAUAAUAAUAACAUCGAUAACAAUAAUAAUACGAUUCCAUUAAAUCAUUUACAAUCUUGGUGGUCGAAUGAUAUGUUUGUCACAUGUUCUGAUGAUGGAACUAUUCGAUUUUGGAAUCUUCUUGGAAAUUGUCAGUCGACAACAAAUAAUGGUACUGAUAAUGGAAUUCGAUUGUCAACAAGUGUUCCAGCCAAUUCAGAAUUUAUAGGAUCUACAACGUUCGAGUGUACAGAACAACUUGCUGGCAUCAUAUACACUGAUCCAAGUCACAAAUAUCUAUGUACUAUUGAUCGUUCUUCAAUUGAAAUUACCUUGUCUAAAUUAGAAGGUGGGAUAGGUCUGUUAGGUGGACCAGGUUUUGUACCUGGUACAAAUGAUCUGGGACAAAUUGAUUCUGCACUUCAAUCACCUGCAUCACCAUCACGUCCAUCAAUCAGUGAACAUUGUCAGUUGAUUUCUAGUUUAACGUCUUCACUUAAUACUGUUGGUGCUAGUAAUAAUACUAACACUAAUAGUAGUAACUGUACUACUGCUACUACCAAUAUCGGACCAACUUGUGUUCGUACCAUUUGUAUAAGUCCUGAUGGUCGUCAUCUAGCAGCUGGUGAUCGUGAUGGUAGUCUACGAGUUUACUCUUUGGAGACAUUAAAAUUAUGUUAUCAGAUACCUGCUCAUGACAAUGAAAUUCUAUCGUUGAAUUUCUUUCAAUCAUAUUCAGUUCCUCAACUUUUAUUGUUAUGCUCUGCAUCACGUGAUCGUAUGAUUCAUAUAUUUGAUCCAAAUAAAGAAUAUUCUCGUGUACAAACAAUAUCUGAUCAUUCGGGUGCUAUAUUUUCUGCAAAAAUCAUUGAAACAGAUGAUGGUGAAAUUCGUUUAAUCUCUUGUGGUAUGGAUAAAUCAUUAUUAUUUAGAAUACUUGAACCUGAUGAAUCUGGUCAAACAGCACAUUUCGCACUUGAACACCAUCUAGUUGGACGUCAUUCCCAAUUAGAUGCUGCUAUUACACCAAUGUUACCUAGUUCAAUAGAAAAUCGAACUAAUUCCACUAAUCGUAAACGUUAUCUAGCUGUUGCAUGUCAAGAUAGAAGGUUACGAAUUUAUAAUGUUGUUACUGCACGUCCUAUACGAUGUUAUCGUGGAAGUUAUACUGAAGAUGGUUUUCUAGUUCGUUGUUCAAUUGACCCAACUGGAUCGCUUAUUGCAACUUCAGGUUCAGAUAAACAGUUAAAUUUAUUUCAUUUACUCACGGGUGAAUCAAUUGCUACAUUAUACGGUCAUUCAGAAUUCGCUGAUAGUUGUAUAUUUGUUUGGCGUUUAUCAACAAAUUUAACACGAUAUUUACAUGAACGUAUCACUACAUCAUGUAUGUUGAAAAAUAUAUUAGGCAAUUCGAUUAGUUAUCCUCAAUUAGACGGAAUUCCAUUAGAAAUAACAAAUGCAAGACUAAAGACUGGUAGAGAAGAUAAUAAUGGUUUGUUUAAUAUUAAUCGUUCCGAUUAUUAUCAUAUUCGUAAUGAUGAUAAUGAUAAUAUUGAUGUUGAUACAAAUCGAAAUAUAACAUCUCGAAACUAUACUAGUAAACACAGCAACAGUAAUAAUAAUAGUGAUGAUGUUCUAAAUGAUUGUAACAGUAUGUUAUACAACAGUGAAAUGAAUGAAUAUGAGAAUGAUGUUGACGAUGAUAAUGAUCUCGAUAACUAUGGUGAUGAUUAUGAUGACGAUGUAACAUCAUUUAGUCAAACAAUGCCUCCAUCUGAAUGGAAUGAAUCACUUGCAGAAUAUGAUAAAAUUGAAAACUUGGAUAAUGAUGAUGAGAAUGCCGAUGAUGAUAUUGGUGGUGGUAAUGCUGACGAUGAUGAUAAUCAUGGUGAAGAUAGUGAAUUUGAUGCGUUUCCUUUAGAUGAUGUAUUAUCAGUUAAUGUUACAAAUCCUAUUACUAUCCAAAUGAAUCAUUUGAUGAAUAAGCAUAUUGUAACGAAACAUAAAUCUAUUGUCGAUGAGAACAAUUCACCUCAUUGGUGUAGCAAUAAUAAUAAAAAUAUUUUGUCUGCCAAUCACUUGAUUAAAUCUCAAGUUUCCGCUACCACUGCUAUUAAUUGUAAUAGUAGUAGUAGUACAGUUACAAAUUCUGUCAAUCAAAAUAAUAAUGGCAGUAGUAGUAGUAGUAAUCGUAGUGGAGGAAAAAAGCCGGAAUUCUAUUUUAGUGUUAGCGCACUUCCGGCUUGGGCGCGCAGAAAGCUGAGUCGUCGUGAAUCAGUGACCAUUGUCCCAACCUCUUUGACACAGGUUUUGAAUAGUGAAUUUGAUGUGAAUGGAUCGGAUUCAGCUAGUCAAACCUCUGUAGUAAGUGGUCCAAUAUUGCCUGUAUCGAAUAGUGGUUCCUGUUCUCAUGAAACAAUACCUAACUAUGUUUACCCAUUGUCAUCAUCAGUCACAGCAACAAAGAGAAGAUCAAAAUAUACUCGUGUUCGCGGCAAAACAUCAACUGAAGACAUUUCUGAAAAAGAUAUAUUAACACCAGUGUCUAGUACUACCACUACUACUGUUGUAUCAUUAUCUAAUGAUGAAAUCAAUUCUAACGAACAAAUAAUUCAUGAAAGAAAAAACAAUUGGUUUACACGUGCUGUUUCUGCUCCGGAUACACCUCGUUCUUGGAAAAAAGAUGUUUAUAGCGUAGAUAAUAAACGAAAUAUGAUAACAACAACACCAGUGACAUCAGGAACAACGACUACUACAACUAUAAGAACACGGAAGAUAAUUGACAGUUCUGUAAAAAAACUUUAUCCUACUCAAAAGACUGUGGAAACAUCUUUCAUCAGUCGAGUCGCUGCUCAAAAUAGACCUAAGGAUUUGGCUUUAGAACAAUUCACACCACCGAAACAUACCUAUGAAGUUUGUGCUAAUCGAUUAAUAAUGAAUGAGUCGAUUACUGGUGGAGAUUGUCCGAACGAAUUGCCAUUAUUUAACAGACCUAAAAAUAAGUCAUCUCAACAACGAUCUUACUCGGCUACGCAAUUAAUUCCUUCAAGAAAUAAAGUCAAACUUCAAGAACGACGUCAUGUUCGAUCUCGUGCCAGUUGGUUUCCUGUUAGUUCUCCUAAACAACACAAUCCUCCUCCUUCUAAAAUUGUUGAUGAUUCUGUCAAUCUAUAUUCAACAAAUAGUUUACAUCAUUUUCUUGAUGAUACAAAUACAAUUCAUGCUUUGAAUUACAAUUCUGGUGAUCGUUGUCAACAGCGUAAUCAGUCGAAGGAUUUACGUGCUUCUGUGGAUAUAACUUCAAAGGCUUUAUUGAUGUCAUCAAUAUCAUCAUCAAAUUAUCAUGAUUCAAAGAAUCGUUUGCCUGCUGUCAAAAAAUAUUCUUCACAAUACCUUACCACUAUGCAAGAGACAAACUGUCGAAUGAACAGUGAAUCUGUGCCCAAGAGCUCAACACAUACUCCAAACUCAACUUCGUCUCAAUUUCAAUCAGACGAUUUAAAUUCAUGUAGAUCAGCUGUCGAAUCACUUCAUGCUCUUCGUGUAGCCUUAGAUUUGGCUAUUAGUCGAUUAACUAAAUUAUCUUGUUACAAUCAUAAAAGUGAAGAACAUACAAAUCUAUGUCAAAUUGUUACUGAACAACUUGAAUGGAGAUUUUCACGUUUACGUGCUAUGCUUGGUCUAUCACCAGUUUGUGUUGAAGCACCAGUGGCUCGUGUACUAAUUGCAGAUAUUGUAGAACGCUUGAUUCCAGAGUUAAAGUCAGCUUCUUCAAUGCUAGACAAUACAGAUGCUUUAAACAACAGUACUAACGAUGACAAUGUAGAUAUUGAUAAUCCAGAUAAUCAAGUAAACAGUGAAACUAAAUCACAAUUCCAAAAAGCAAUGAAUUUGUCUGAUACUUCUGUAUAUAAGAUGACCGAAAUGAAUGACAAUUCAACUAUCAUCAAUCAUAAAACUGUGAAUAUUGUUAAUCGCGAUGGUUAUAUUGACAAUAAUAAUAAUAAUAAAACGAGGGAUGGGAAAAUGAGAAACGUAACUCAUUAUGAAGAACAUGAUGAUGACAGUGGUGAUAUUCAUGAAACAUUUAUGCAAGAAAAUAAGACUCUCGAAACUAGCUGAAGAAAAGCUACCAUACUUUCGAUCUUUCUAUACUUGUUUUUUCGUUAAUUUUGUAUUUAUUGUUUUUAUUCGACGUUUUUUAACGAAAUAUAACAGCUCUAUUUAUG
This is a messenger RNA of Schistosoma mattheei, 5620 nucleotides long. Lineage: Eukaryota; Metazoa; Platyhelminthes; Trematoda; Strigeidida; Schistosomatidae. The record is from the annotation of a GenBank genome assembly.